Molecule: messenger RNA, 3307 nt
Organism: Sabethes cyaneus
Lineage: Eukaryota; Metazoa; Arthropoda; Insecta; Diptera; Culicidae
Gene: asl
Product: myosin heavy chain, striated muscle
Exons: 5
Coding region: 150-3305 (1051 amino acids)
Source: RefSeq, a predicted model, not a curated record
UUUUUUCUUUGCACAUAUUUCCACAAUAAUUACCAGCGCACGAAAGUGAAAAUCCUUGAAAGUCACAGAAUGAUAUCAUCCGCCGUCGCGUGAACAGUGAAGGUCUGGUCGUGUAGCAGGCAGUUACGGAGGCAUCUUGAAUAAGGAGAAUGAAUGAUAAUCCGGCGAUUACACUGUUCGGGGGCGGUGAAAGUAUUCAGGUUGCCAACACUAGUGCUCUGCACCGUGCCGAGGAGGAAGAGCAGCUACAAGACCGAAAACGCCUCAAUGCCGAAUUAGAAGUGCAAUUUGAGAACGCCUUCGACGAUUUGAUCGAGAACGACGAUGACGAUCGAAACGACACGGUGGAAUCUUCCAAUUAUUUAUCCAACUGUUUGGAACAUCUCACCGAUUCGCGUACUCCGUUGCCGACACCAAUGACCGGAGUGACACUCGGAGAACAAAGAAUCUUGGAUGUUCACGCUAAAAAUGGUCCUAUUCUGGAGGGUGGUGGAGACGGUCAGUAUGAUCCAAAGGCUUUCCAUUGGCGCGAAAUGUACCAGUCGAAGUGUCGCGAAUUGGAACAUGUCGGUAAGCUUAUGCUUAAGAAGGAGAAAGAGUACGGCGAACUGCAGAAAAGGCUAAUGUUGGCAGAAGGAGAACGCGAUCGAGCAAAUAUGACACGAAAGCAAACACAUGACCUGCUCGUGGAUAGCAAAACAAAAAUUUCCGAACAGGAAGACAACAUCUGUAAAUUAAAAGCAAAGGUUAAAUCUGUGGAAGAGGAAAAUCUUCGACUAGAAGCCGAACUUCAGAACAAAAAUACACUGCUUCAAGAUACCCUACAUAAGUAUCGCAUGGUAGAGCAAAAUGUUGGUUUGAAAGCCGACCGCCACACAGAUCAUCUCCUAAAGCAGGCCGAAGAAAGGCAUAACGCAAAAGUUACCAUGAUGCAGCAACAGAUCGACAACUUGCGCUCGAAUUUGGACGAUCGAACUCAAGAAUUGCGCCGGUCGGAAGUACGCUACAAAGAGCUGCAAUCGCUCCGGGAUACGCUGCUAGUCGAAAAGACCGAAAUCAUACAACGAUUACAAUCCAAUCUGGAAGAAUCCCAACGACAAUGUGAAACUCUAAUGACGAAAACAAUGAAUUUGACCAGCUACAGCCAGGACAAUCUUAGGCUGAAAUCCAAACUCAACGCCCUCGAACAGCAAACACAGGAUAUGCAGUGCACCAUUAAUAAAUUAACCAAUCGACUCGAAGCUUCCAACAACGAGCUAAAGCUGAUGGAUAGUCUGGUUUGCUCCAAGGAUGCAACUGAAAUGUCGGUUGAAGAUGCCGCUUGUACGUUCGCGGCAACUCAUAAGAAUCUAGUUGGCAGCACCCCUAUCAAUGCAAAUAUGAAAAUUACUGAGGAAAAGGUAACCAAAUUGAAACACGAACUACUGAUUUGUAUGAAUGGUCAAAAGGAAAAACGAGAAACCAUCCAGCGGCUCGAAGCGGACCUAGCUGCUAGGGAGAGUGAAAUUCAACAACUGAAGAAAGAUGAAAGCCAAGCGCUGGUACAGAUGAACCACUACAAGGAGGAAGCCUAUCGUGUUAACGAAAAGUUGAAAAUUUUAGAAAAUGAGCUUGACAAGUUCUAUAAAAAGGAUAAAAACAGUUCCAGGCACGGACGUAGAUCUAGUUUUGACAAGCAGGAUGUUUUAGAAGAUAAAAUAUUUGCCUUACAGCAGGAAAAGAUGGAACUAGAAGAUAGAAUAUCUCUGCUGGAGAAAACUAAUAAUACGUUAGAAGAAAAAAAUAAAACCCUGGAAGCUAGCUCCAAUUCGCUUGACGCAGUUAAGCUUGAACUGGAGAAGCAGAAAUUUCUCCUCAGCGAUGCGCAGCAAGAAUGCGAGAGGUUGAAGAACCGAUACAUUGACCUGUCAAACAGCAAAGAUGCCGUCAGUAGAGAGCUUGCUGCUCUGAAGUCACAGGAUAUCGCAAACGAACUGUUAAUUCAAAAAGAACAGGUUUCCUCGCUAGAACGGGCUUUACGAUUGGCCGAGUUGAAAUCAUCGGAACUUAGCAAGAUGCUAGAACGAGAGAAGGCUGACCAUGAGCAACUGCUUAAAGAGUUUCACGAACGACAUCAAAGUAGUAGUGAAGCGUCGGUACAAAAGCAAGGCAAUAACAGUUGUGCGAAAUGUGUUGCUAAUUUAGUGGAGAUGUCAAAGACGGAAAUUGAAAAUUUGCAUCUACAGAACGCUAAUGCGUCGCAUUUGCGUGAGAUCAAUGAAUUGAAAGGUUCCCUGCAAAAAGCACGCGCCACCAUUGCUGACCUGCACCAAAAACUGGACUUGAAGUCGGAAAGGGACUAUUUGAUCGAUGAGCUGAAGCAGAAAGCGGCUCAGUUUGAGGAAUUUAUGCGCAAUCAGCAUAAUAAUAACAGUAGCAACAAUAACAGUAGCAGCGGCACAAGUUCAACCAGAGAUAAUGCAACGUCUCCUCCUCCGAAGCAGCAAUGCCGCGACCAAAGCGUUGGAACUUCCCCUGAGAUGCAAGAACUAAGCGAAGCAGAAAUACGGAAGAUAACUCGCGAGCAAGAGCAACGGAUACGCGAGGAUAUGGCUCGUGCUGUUGCCGCUGACAUCAAAGUUAUCGAAGAGAAAUUCAAGGCACAGUUUCUAAAGUUCGAGGCCAACAUUUCAGCACUGAAAAAUGAACUGCAUGAUCGAGUCAAUGAACUAGAAGCGAAGAGUAAGGAGGUAGAUGUGCUGAAGUUUGCCAUCAAAACCGAGCGGGAAAAAAUGACGGAACUGCUGGCGAAGAGGGACGACCACGUACGGACGCUGUUUGAUAAGCAGGACAAAGUGAUGAAACGUUACGAGGCGGAACUGAACAAUGCUCAGCAAAAAGUACAAUUUUUGGAGGGCGAACUACACGAAAAACGUCAACUCAUUCAAUCCGAGCGGGAAUCGAUGGAUCUGCUGACGAAGCAAAUCACCGAAGAGCGAAAAAUGUUCCACGAGCGUGAAAUCGAGGUGAUCGAAAAGUUUAAGGAACUUGAGAAUGAAUACAACAAAAGUCUGGAUAUGGUGACUGAGAAGUACAAUUCUGCGAAGAAAACAGCUCUUAAUUAUAAGAAAUAUGCCGAGGAUAAGGAGCAACAUAUGCUGAAGGAAUAUGAUCGCAUCAAAGAAGGCUACAACACAGCACUGUUGAAGGUGCAGAAUCGCAUGAAGGAAGCGUUGGAAAACAAGGACCGCAGUAUGAAAGAGCAUAUCGCCAAAAUUGAAAACGAUUAUCAGUCUAAGUUAAGUGUGCAGAAAAAAAGCGUUUAAAC